AUGAGCGAAGAUACGGAGUCAAUCAAAGUAUUUUGCCGGUUCCGACCACUGAACGAAGCCGAAGAAAGGACCGGUUCGAAAUUCAUUGCUAAGUUUCCUCCCGCUGCCGAGGAUUGUGUUAACAUCGGGGGCAAGAUUUACAUCUUCGAUAAAGUAUUCAAGCCAAAUGUUUCCCAGGAAGAUAUUUAUAUGGCGUCAGCGUAUCCGAUCGUGAAGGAUGUCUUAAGCGGCUACAACGGGACAAUUUUUGCCUAUGGACAAACGUCAAGCGGUAAAACGUUUACGAUGGAGGGCGUCUUCGGUGAUCCGGCUUUUCAAGGCAUCAUUCCACUUACGAAAACCAAUUUGUCCGUUCAUGAAGACAAAAAUCGGGUGCCGUACGUGAAGGGUUGUACGGAGAGGUUCGUCUCCAGUCCUGAGGAAGUGAUUGUCACCAUCGAAGAAGGAAAGGCGAACCGACACAUCGCUGUUACAAACAUGAAUGAACACAGUUCCCGAAGUCACAGCGUUUUCUUAAUAAAUAUUAGACAAGAAAAUUCCCUUACUCAGAAGAAGCUUUCUGGCAAACUGUAUCUCGUGGAUUUGGCCGGUAGCGAAAAGGUCAGCAAGACCGGCGCUGAAGGUACGAUUCUAGACGAAGCGAAGAACAUUAACAAGUCUCUGUCCGCUUUGGGCAACGUCAUUUCAGCAUUAGCCGAAGGAACGAAAAGUCAUGUUCCAUACCGCGACAGCAAACUGACCAGGAUCUUACAAGAGUCGCUCGGAGGCAAUGCUCGGACGACGAUCAUCAUCUGCUGUUCCCCAGCUUCGUUUAACGAGGGGGAAACGAAAUCGACGCUGUUGUUUGGCGCCAGAGCAAAGACCAUCAAGAACGUUGUGCAGGUGAACGAGGAACUGACAGCGGAGGAAUGGAAAAGACGCUACGGACGCGAGCAUGACAAAGUGUUAAAACUCAGAUCACAACUGGCAGCGGUACAGAAGGAGUUGGAGAGGUGGCGGCAAGGUGAAACUGUACCAGAAAACGAACUGGUUUGCUUGUCAGAGGUGAGCGAGAGCUUGGCACCUUCUGCGACGGAGUCGAUGAUCGCCGAGUCAACGGUGUCUUUCCCAGCAUUGCCAGCAGCCAACGUCGUCAACGUUAGUCAGUCGUUGGUUGACGACGAGCGUUCGAAAUAUGAGGAGGAACGCGCGCGGCUCUACCAGCAGCUUGACGAAAAGGAUGACGAAAUUCAGCAGCAUUCACUGAUCGCUGAACGUCUGAAGCAACAGCUGGCCGAACAAGAAGACCUGAUCAAACAGACGAAGAGCGACUAUGAGAUCUUGCAGGCGGAAAUGUCUCGCAUCCAACUCGAGAAUGAGGCGGCGAAAGACGAAGUGAAGGAGGUGCUUCAAGCACUUGAGGAACUGGCGCUCAACUAUGAUCAAAAGUCGCUUGAGGUCGAUAUGAAGUGCAAAGAGAAUGAAACUCUUGCCGACGAACUUGGCCGCAAAUUGUCGUCGCUGAACGAAAUCCAAGGUGAACUGCAGCAGAUGAAAGAUGGGACCUCGCUGCACAAUAGGCGCAUUCAAGAAAUGCUGAACAACAUCGUUCGCGAGCUGUUCGAAGUCGGUUCGAUCGCCGGUGGAAAUAUUGCAGAUGUAAAGUUGUAUAUUCACAAAGUUCCUGAUUGA
Molecule: messenger RNA, 1671 nt
Organism: Soboliphyme baturini
Lineage: Eukaryota; Metazoa; Nematoda; Enoplea; Dioctophymatida; Soboliphymatidae
Source: the annotation of a GenBank genome assembly